Molecule: messenger RNA, 1492 nt
Organism: Perognathus longimembris pacificus (Pacific pocket mouse)
Lineage: Eukaryota; Metazoa; Chordata; Mammalia; Rodentia; Heteromyidae
Product: myristoylated alanine-rich C-kinase substrate-like
Exons: 2
Coding region: 172-1350 (392 amino acids)
Source: RefSeq, a predicted model, not a curated record
CCGGCCCGCCGGACCCCCCGUCUCUCCCCGCCCCGCCGCCCCGAGCCCCCCGGACCAGCCGCCAGCGCCCGCCCGACACGGGGCGCCCCGGGGCCGGACAGCCCGAGGCCGGGGGCAAGCCGAGCUCCCGGGCCAGGCGCGAGCCCAGCGCGUCCCGGCGGCCGGGUCACCAUGCUGAGGAUGGCCAUGAAGAUCAAAGCCCGGGUGGUGGACGGCGAGAGGAAGACGGCCGCGGCGGCUGCCGAGGCGGCUGCCGAAGCUGCCGCGGCGGCUGCGGCGCUGGCCGGGCCGAGGGAGGCGUCCGGCCCGCGGAGGAGCGCGGGCGCCGCGAAGCCCGCCGCGAAGCCGCCCGCGAAGCCCGCCGCGAAGCCCGCCAAGACCUCCGCGCCGCCGCCGCCGCCGCCGCGGGACGCGCCCGCCGCCGCCGAGCGGGCGCUGAGCGACAAGGAGCGCCGCAAGCUGGAGAAGAAGCGGCUGGAGCAGCGGCGCAAGGAAGAGAAGAAGCGGGAGAAGGAGAUGAAGAAGUUGGAGAAGAUGCUGAAGAAGAGGACCAAGAUGCCGCAGGUGCAGGCCGAGGCCCGCGGCCCCGGGGCCGACGAGGAGGACGAGGAGGAGGACGAGGACGCCGCCGCCGCCGCGGGGGAAGGCGCCGCCGGGGUCGGCGAGGGCGCCGCCGGCGGGGGCGCGAGUAGGGCCUGGGCGGCGUGGGACACGGACUCGGGGGACGAGGACGACUACUACGCGGCCCCCGCGGAUCGGGGGCAUCGUGUGGCGGCCCGGGCCGCUCAAGGCCGGCGCGCUGAGCGCCCACCUGCCCCUCGUGGUGUUCCUGGUGUUCUCGGUGCGCAGCCCCUCGUGGGUGCUCAACUUCCUGCUGCAGAAGCGCACGGAGCAGGGCCGCGGCUGCGGCUUCGUGUUCGGGGCGACCUGCUGCUUCCGCGUGUUCCUGGGCUGCGCCUUCUUCUCCUUCCUCAGCGGCCGCGGCCGGCGCCGGGGUCGCGGGCGCCCCGGGGGGGCCCACGGCGCCUUCGGGGGCGGCGGCCCCGGCCCGGGCGCCCGGCGCCGGGGGCGCGGCGAGAGGCUCAUCUAGGCCCCCCGUCCCCACCCCCACCCCCUCGCCACCAUCGCCACCAUCGCCACCACCGCCACCCCCCCGUCCGCCCCCAGACACCAGACGCCACCAUCGCUGUGCAGUGUGGAGUUUUAUUAGUACUCGUGUGUGUGUGCGGCCACGUUUUCCUUUUCGGUUGCUCCGCGCUUGGGUUCGUGCUGGCCUGGCUGCCUUUCCACACGCCCCGCUCUCUGGCUCGCUCUCUAUCUCUCUCUCUCUCCUUUUCGAAAUUUUCCUAAGUCCGGGCUCGGGCUCGCGCUCCCUCCCCUUCCGCCCACCCCGGCCCCUUGGCGGCGCCCGCGGGAGGAGGGGGAGCGGCGGCCCCCGGGGCCGCGGGGUGACACCCGGCCCGGGGGUGGAGCAUGGGCGUCGUGCGAGGGG